Messenger RNA from Echinococcus granulosus, 1863 nucleotides. Its product is annotated as CCR4-NOT transcription complex subunit 4. The coding region runs from base 1 to 1863 and encodes 620 amino acids. Gene Ontology annotation, biological process: protein ubiquitination. Gene Ontology annotation, molecular function: metal ion binding; ubiquitin-protein transferase activity; RNA binding. NCBI's taxonomy places the organism in Eukaryota, Metazoa, Platyhelminthes, Cestoda, Cyclophyllidea, Taeniidae. The record is from RefSeq and is a predicted model, not a curated record. Gene Ontology annotation, cellular component: CCR4-NOT complex. The transcript has 10 exons.
AUGUCAUCCGAAGGGAGCGAUUGUCCUCUUUGCCUGGAACCAAUGGAUUCAGAUGAUGUUUCAUUCUUUCCAUGUCCUUGUCUUUAUCAGAAGGUUUGCCGUUUUUGUUGGGCAAAAAUUAUAAAUGAAGAAAAUGGUUUGUGUCCAGCUUGCAGACAACCUUAUGAUCCGGAUGCUCCUGCCGUGAAAAUUCCACAAACAUCGACAAUGGAAACUAAGCGGAAGCCCAUUAAAAGGAAAAAGGAGGCAUUAAGUAAGCUACAUAUUCCCAAGGAGACAUUUAAGCUCUUACCAGAGCUCAGGGUUAUACAAACAAAUCUGGUUUUCGUGGUUGGUUUACCUCAAUGGAUAUCAAAAGAUAAGGAAAUUCUAAAGGGACCCCAAUAUUUUGGCCAAUUCGGCAAGGUGUACAAGGUCGAAGUUAACGCCAGUCAGACAUUUACGGGCCCACAGGGUCAGCCAAGCAUUAGUGCCUACAUCACUUACGAUCGCUCGGAGGAUGCUAUGCGAGCUGUUCUCACAUUGGACCAAUCUAUGAUGCACGGUCGACAAUUGCGGGUGUCCCUUGGAACCACAAAGUACUGUAGCCAAUUCCUUCGUGGUCAUAAGUGUAAUAAACAUGAGUGCAUGUAUCUUCAUGGCCUGGGCGAUCCGAAAGCUAGUUUCACGAAGGAGCAGAUGCACGCGGGGAAACAUACGGAAUAUAUGAAGGCACUCCUGGAUGAAUUUGUCGCCAACCAAGCGCCAGCUGCUGAUGCCGGCGGUGGAACUAAUUCUGAAGUGAUCGUUCGCGACACUAAUAGCAGCAACACCGUACAAAAUCGGGAGUCUCCUGCGAUGGCAUCCGAUUCGAGGGCAACUUCUUCUAUCACUGCCACUGGUGCUCCCCGGCCAUCUGAAAAGGAGUCAAUUACUAUCCGGAGUGGAGAGCUUCCGUCUGCAAGCGACCAUGUUGCGCCCUCUUAUUCCUCCUCUUCUUGUAUAUCCUCUUUUGAGAGUUCCAAAGGUCUGUUUUACUCCCAACACCACGUAGAUGUGAAUCCUCAAAAUCUCGACUGUGGUAGUGUCAGUAGUAGCACCAACAUGAACGCUUUUGCCGACAUAGAUUUCGAUCCAAUCCGCGAAUCACAGGUUGGACUGGCGGAGCUGAUGGCGUCGGAGCAGCCUCCUCAGCCGCAGGUAUCUCUGGCCACUCAGACUUUCUCCCCUUCCUUGCCACUAAUGUUCGCACCACCACCCGGUUUCGAAAAUUCUCCGGCGGCUCCUCCGGAAGACAUCGCUUCCCUUAUUGCAGCUACCUCCCAGAGCAGAAGUCUCCUUGACUCUGUAUACGGUCCUUUCGCCCAAAUAGCUGCUGCUGCGGCGCUGGCCUAUCAGACUCAUCAACAGCAACAACAACAACACUGGAAUGCCUUUAAUGGAACAGCAGAUUUGGAUUUUUUGACUCACUUAUUGCGGCAGGCUAUGCAAAUUGACGGAAGGCAGCCUUCCCAGUCCGCACAGCCGUCGACGUCGACAGGCAUUUCUAGUGGUGGUGGCACCGAGGAUUUCAAAUGCUAUACCGCUCCCUCCACAUCGGCUACUGCUACGACCCUAGGUAAACGCUUUAUCUCUGGCUUUUUCAGAAUCGUGGCGGCUGCCAGAAUUGAUGUGGUUAGCUCUGGUUGUCCGGUAAGCCAAAACCAGAGUCACCCCAGCAUCCCUCCUCCCUACCCUGACUGUCCAUCAAUGCGACGCUAUGUUCGGCCCACCAGAUCAAAAAUAGCUGUUGACUUUCCAAUAAAUAAACAGUUCACUGACUGCACUUUUGUUGGUGGUGUCAGCGGCAAAAAUGAGCUCUGUAGGAAACUGGGUUGCUCUUAG